Molecule: messenger RNA, 1529 nt
Organism: Pecten maximus
Lineage: Eukaryota; Metazoa; Mollusca; Bivalvia; Pectinida; Pectinidae
Product: 26S proteasome non-ATPase regulatory subunit 14
Exons: 11
Coding region: 78-1013 (311 amino acids)
Biological process (GO): proteasome-mediated ubiquitin-dependent protein catabolic process; protein deubiquitination
Cellular component (GO): proteasome regulatory particle, lid subcomplex
Molecular function (GO): protein binding; proteasome binding; metallopeptidase activity
Source: RefSeq, a predicted model, not a curated record
UGUACACUUAACUUCCGUUGAAAUUUUGCAAGUUGGGCCGGUUCAAGACAGGUGUAGUUGAUCAAAAUAAAGUUAAGAUGGAGAGACUUUUACGACUAGGAGGAGGGAUGCCAGGUCUUGGACAGGGAGCUCCUCCUACAGACGCCCCAGCAGUAGACACAGCAGAGCAGGUGUAUAUAUCAUCAUUGGCACUACUCAAGAUGCUAAAGCAUGGUCGAGCUGGUGUUCCAAUGGAAGUCAUGGGACUGAUGCUUGGGGAGUUUGUAGAUGACUACACAGUCCGUGUCAUAGAUGUGUUUGCCAUGCCUCAGUCAGGAACAGGAGUGAGUGUUGAAGCAGUAGAUCCAGUAUUCCAGGCAAAGAUGUUGGACAUGCUGAAACAGACUGGCAGACCUGAGAUGGUGGUAGGCUGGUAUCACUCCCAUCCAGGAUUUGGCUGCUGGCUAUCUGGUGUUGAUAUUAACACUCAGCAGAGCUUUGAGGCCCUGUCAGAACGGGCUGUGGCUGUUGUUGUUGAUCCAAUUCAGAGUGUCAAAGGAAAGGUGGUGAUAGAUGCUUUCCGUCUCAUCAAUCCAAACAUGAUGGUAUUAGGUCAGGAACCACGACAAACAACAUCAAAUCUGGGACAUCUUCAUAAACCCUCAAUACAGGCGUUGAUACAUGGACUCAACAGACAUUAUUACUCCAUUGCCAUCAACUACAGGAAAAAUGAACUGGAACAGAAGAUGCUGCUUAACUUACACAAGAAGAGUUGGGUGGAUGGUCUGUCUCUCCAAGACUACAACACACACUGUACAAACAAUGAGAACACAGUCAAGGAAAUGUUAGAACUGGCCAAAAACUACCACAAGGCUCUGGAGGAAGAGGAAAACAUGACCCAGGAACAACUUGCUAUCAAGAAUGUCGGCAAACUGGACCCCAAGCGCCAUCUGGAGGAGCAUGUGGAUGUUCUGAUGACAACCAAUAUUGUACAGUGUUUAGGAGCCAUGCUUCAUACAGUUGUGUUCAAGUGAUGUCACCUUGUAUGAGUACGUGUUUAUCUGAUGUUGUGACUGAAGACAUUAAAAAUUGGUGAGGGACGGAACAUUUUAAGUGCUAUCGAAUCCAUCACAUCAAGGAAGACCAUUUCAACUGAAGUAAGGUGCUGUCCUUUCACAAAUCCGAAUUUAUCUGGGAAAGUCCCAACAGAUCUGGCUAGACUUACACAAGUCUAUGUUCCUGUCUUCACCAACACUGUCAGUCGUACUUGUAACAAUGUUCUCAUAUGAUAAUUAAGAUCUUGACCAUAUUGUGAAGCAGAGCUGAUGGACUCAUUUAUGUAAUGUUAAAAAAAAAACAUUAUUCAUCUUUUUCAGCUUUGUACUGUAUUAGAGUGAAAUUAUUUAUGAAUAUUUUACCAUGGAUGGAAGACUCACCGUUCUCAAAACUUCCAACUGUCUUCAUCAGAACAACUGACAUAACUGUAUCAAGUCUACAACUGUGGUAAUAUCAUAAUACAAUCUUAAUAAUAAAAUCUCAAGUUAUUUCUU